GUGUAAAUAAACCUCUCAGUCGCUUGUAUACAGAUAAUCCAGAUUAGAUGUACAGAUCGGGUGAUGUAGCAGCAACAUCUUCUCGUCCACGUAAAGGCGAAUUCUGGACUGGUUGAAGGAGUUAAGAACCAAUCAGCUGUCAGCUCAGCUCAGCUGAUUGGUUUUCCUCGAUGAAACAAUUAUUAAAAAUUCACAAACUCUCAGCUUUUAUCAGCUUAGCUUUACUGUCAUUGUUGAUACCACCUGACCGGAACCCCCCCCCACGUCCCCCCCACCACAUCAAGAUAAGACUUCAGCCCAAUUUAUUUAUUGGACUUCAACAGCUCGGUGCCACCAGACUGGUGCCGUUUCAUCUUGUACCUGUAAAAGAAAAAUGACAAUUUCCUUUGCGUUAAAAAAAAAGAAAAAAAAGGAAGUGUCAGGAAAUGAAGAAUUAAAAAAGUAACAGAGCAGAAAUGUGCUGAAGCUGAAGCUAAAGAUAAUAAAAUCCAACACCAAAUGGACUUGUUUGUUGUUGACGCUUUGACGAGGGUGAUUCUGGGCGAUCCGUUUGAUUCUGUUUCUAUUUUGCAAACUUUUCUUUAUUACUGCUGUGACAAAUAAAGACUUGUCUUUCUGUCAUCCUCUUCAUUCCUCUCCGUCUGUGUUUCUUCUUCUUCUUCUUCUCCUCUUCACCUCUUUUGUCCUGGCGUUAGAACCACGUCACGGUCACAGUCGCUCACGGUGUCCACGGCUGCUGUGAACACCGUGUUAUUGUCGCUGUUGUUUCAGGACAGCCUGAGUUGCAGCUGUAACCCUGUGACAUCACACUGAGAAAAUCCUACACCAAGUUUACAGGAAGGAGCAGAAGAGCAGCGUGGGUUUUGAUUGGUCCACAGCGAUCCAGCUGCAGCGCACUCUUCCGCCUGCUGCACUUUUUUCAUCCUUGUGUUCAAACUUGUGUUGAGGCGAGGUCCAGAGAGGAUGACGGAAGAUUUCUGACUUCAAGAACAACAAAUUCUACUGCCUCUGAAUCAAGAUCCAACUUCAGGGAUGAAGGUGUUCGUGUUCCUCUGGUUCGUGCCGUCUGCUGUGUUUGCUGCGGUGGAAGUGAUCGUGUCCAAUUCUCAGGAGCGCGUCGUCCUUGAGUGCAGGGUCGGCACCUUCACCAAUCUGGCCUGGAAACACAACGAUCAGCUGAUUCAGAGUUUGAACAACCGCAACCUCCCUCGCAAAGGCCCAGCUGCCAUUUUGGGAAGGUCAAAGUGCGUGCUGGACAGGCUGGAGAUCCCUUCAGUGAUGGCGCAAGAUACCGGAACGUUCACCUGCAUCGCAGACGGCAAAACUAAAGAGUUCAAGCUCCUCGUGGUCUCAGUCGGGUCCAGCCCACCUGAGCUCCACUCUGGCUCCAAAGCCACACUCCAGUGUGUUGUGAACACGGGCAAACCUUUGAGCCCAAAGCCCACUGUGCAGUGGAUCAGACCAGACGGGGUUCCACAUCCAGCCAAGGGUCCGGCCCAUCUGUACCCCGUCACGGCGUCAGACUCGGGGGUCUGGGUUUGCAGUUUCCUGUAUGAGGGUCGGACGUACAACAGCAGUCUCCACGUCAGAGUUAAAGCCCACAUCACAACCACAUUAGCGCCCCCAGGAGGUCCGAAGGUCCAGACGAAGACUCCAUGCAACAACUUGACGCAGUCCUGUCCUCCACCAGGAUCCACUGAGCCACAGCCCGGUCCUGCUCAGUUCCACUGGUGGCUGUGGGUCGCCAUAGGAGCUGGGAGCUUCCUGGUGCUUCUCAUGCUGGUCUGCAUCAGCGUGUUGAUAAGGAGGAACAGAAGGAGGAAGAAAAAAUUACACAGGAUAAAGGGCGCCCCCCCCCCACACCGGCCCCGGCAGUACUGCCAGUGUAACUGUCCUCCAUCUGCAGCCAGACUGAAGCAGGGCGGUCAGAAGCCCAAGCCCUUGGCGCCCCCCCUGAAGCCACUGCUGGUGCAGUGACGCACGAGCGGACAGAGAAGAACCAGGAGGGCGGCGCUGUGACCUGAAUGUGGACGAUCUUCUGACCCAAGUGUCGGCGCCGAGCUGCUUCACCCAACAGUGAAUGGAACUGUUUUCACCUUCGUGCAGAAUAUUAUCACAGCGUUUAUGCUCACGGUCUGUUAGCUCUGUGUAAUUAGCCGCUGCCUGUAACUAGCAUUUAGCUCGAGUUAGCUUCAGACUCCACUGGCCUCCUGUGUUCAUGGUUUUUUUUUUUUAUUUGUCUGUCAAUAAACCAGAAAAUAAAGUCAUUAAAAAAACUCA
This is a messenger RNA of Cynoglossus semilaevis (tongue sole), 2280 nucleotides long. RefSeq lists its product as uncharacterized. The record is from RefSeq and is a predicted model, not a curated record. The transcript has 9 exons. NCBI's taxonomy places the organism in Eukaryota, Metazoa, Chordata, Actinopteri, Pleuronectiformes, Cynoglossidae. Bases 1033 to 1977 code for a protein of 314 amino acids.